AGCAGACACGCAGAUAAAGAAGAGCUAGGGAGCUCAGAAAGUCCCGAGGAAACGGAGAGAGAGGGGGGUUCUCAAAUGUAUAUUAUAUUUCUCUGCUUGUCUUGUUCGAGUGUCUGAGAUCUGGCGCUGCUACGGUUAGAGGGAAAAACGAGGAGAUAUGGCUUGAAAUCUCGAGCUCUUUGUUUCUUCGUCUGCUCGUUUUCUCCUCUGGUUUUUUCUUACUUGUUUAAGAGGUGGUGUUGAUGGAGUUGAUAAGAAGGAGGACAAGAGCUGGAUCGGUCUCAAAGUCGGCUCUUUUAUGCUGGGUUUUCAUCUGUCUCUUCUCUGCUUGCGCGUUGAUUACAGUAACUCAGAGAAGUGUUCAUUUAGGCGAUCAAGAGAAUAGAAGCUCAAGAUCGGAUUCUUCUACUCAGGGGGAACUGGUGCGGAGGCGGGAGCUGAGCGGGGGGCCGGGGUCGUAUCCGCCGCGGUGUGCGUCCAAGUGCGGGACGUGCACGCCGUGCAGCCCGGUGCACGUGCCGGUGCCGCCGGGCACGCCCGUGACCACCGAGUACUACCCGGAGGCCUGGCGGUGCAAAUGUGGCAACAAGCUCUACAUGCCCUGACCAAGUCCUUGACCUCACCAAAAGGCAUGCAACAUUGCUAUGAUAUGCUUCAUCAUCAUCAUCAUCAUAGUAGAAGAAAAAUUAUUAUGGGAUACUAUAUAUUAUUAGUUCUCAUGUUAAUUGAGAGUCCUCGUGUAGCAAUAGCAUAGAGUUUAAAUGAUGUCCCCAUAUAUAUCUACCAUUAGGUGGAACUUAAUGAUGGGGUGUAAAAGAGGAAAGAGGAGAAAGGGAGAGGAAGACCUGUAUAAUUCUGAGAUGAGUGUAUAGGCCUUUUGAUUAUUGAAGUGGAGCAAAAUUUUU
Molecule: messenger RNA, 905 nt
Organism: Elaeis guineensis (African oil palm)
Lineage: Eukaryota; Viridiplantae; Streptophyta; Magnoliopsida; Arecales; Arecaceae
Product: EPIDERMAL PATTERNING FACTOR-like protein 4
Biological process (GO): guard cell differentiation; stomatal complex development
Source: RefSeq, a predicted model, not a curated record